Molecule: messenger RNA, 669 nt
Organism: Brugia malayi
Lineage: Eukaryota; Metazoa; Nematoda; Chromadorea; Rhabditida; Onchocercidae
Exons: 6
Coding region: 1-669 (222 amino acids)
Molecular function (GO): calmodulin binding
Source: RefSeq, a predicted model, not a curated record
AUGGCAGAAUCAUCAAAUGAAAAUUACAAAGUGCCAAUUGGAUUACGUCCAUUAUUAGAAGCAUUUGUACGUGAAACACUGAGAACACAGCCAAUUGAUUUAGUCAGUUUUUCGAUUCUGUCUUUCAAUGUUUUGCAGAAACAUCGCAAACAAAAUAAUGCAGAAGAUGUAUUUAAGGAUUCUGCUUUAUAUGAAUCUUUCAAAAUUGACUUACAAAAACAGUAUCACGAGAAGGAUGAAAUGACUGAACGAUCAUUAGAACCAUUGGAGGAAGCAGCUACAAAAAUUCAAGCCGCAUAUCGUGGGCAUAUUGUUCGGGCCAAUCCACAAAAGUUUAUUCUCAGCGAGAAAAAAACUGAUGUCACUUGUUCAUCCACGGGUCGCAUCAAUUUACUAGAUGCAGAAAAAAAUUUGAAAUACCAUUCUGUUAAUGUUGCUGGUUCUGUGGUACACAGCAAUGUAAUUGAAGAUCGAGCAGCAACCAUAAUUCAGGCUGAAAUUCGUGGUUUUCUAACUCGGCGGCAUUUCAAACAAGAAAAGAAAGAAGGCAAUGAUGCAGCCAAAAAAAUACAGGCACACAUUAGGGGUUACUUAACAAGAAAACAUCUUGAUGAAGUGGGCAUACCGCACAAACAUUCUGCAGUCUCACAUCUGCACAAUGGUCUCUAA